CUCUGAAUUGCAUGCCAUUAAUUAGUCUUUGGAUUCUGUGAGAAAUUAGGAGGCAGAAAAGACCUAGUAAUUAAAGCUAAGAGUGAGAGCUUCUUCUGAAAAUAAUUGAAAUCAAAGAGUCUUACAAAUAUAUAUAACCUUGCUGUCCAAUAGAUUAACAAGUCUUGUAUACGCAAAGAAAUCCUCAAAAUCUUUCAGAAAAAGAGGGCUAGAGAGAGAAGUGAGAGAGACACAGAAGAGAGAGAGAUGGGAAGAUCUCCAUGUUGUGACAAGGCUAAUGUGAAGAAGGGACCGUGGUCACCAGAAGAAGAUGCAAAGCUAAAGAACUACAUAGAGAGUCAUGGCACUGGAGGAAAUUGGAUUGCUCUCCCACAAAAAGCUGGGCUCAAAAGAUGUGGAAAAAGUUGCAGACUGAGAUGGCUCAACUAUCUGAGACCAAACAUUAAGCAUGGAGAAUUCUCUGAUGAUGAAGAUAGAAUAAUUUGCGCCCUCUUUACCAGCAUUGGUAGCAGAUGGUCAAUUAUAGCAGCUCAUUUACCAGGCAGAACUGACAAUGAUAUAAAAAACUACUGGAACACCAAGCUCAAGAAGAAACUCAUGGAAAUGGCUCCAUUUGCUCAUCAUAAAAGGUCUUAUCAUGGUGCAAUCUGCCCAACGACAGCUAAUUCAUUUCUCCAAAAUUCAUCAGCAUAUCACUCUACAAACAACAACUAUUAUACCACUCCUCCAGCUAGGGUUUUUACUGGAGGCUUUGAAUUCAUGUCCAAUAUCCCAUCAAAUAUCUUGGAAAACACCAACAGUUUUACCACUUGUUCUUCAAAUUCUAGUACUCUUACAGCGUUCCAACCACAAGAAGGACUCGGGGCGGGGCCCGCGCAAAAUUAUCAAGUCAAAGAUAAUUACAAUAAUCUUCUCAUCUUUGGAAAUGAAGCGAGUUGCAGUUCCUCUGAUGGAAGUGGGAUUGAUGAAGAUUUAGGUUUACUAAACUAUUUUGGAAGUGGGGUCGAUGAAAAUCAGAAGUUUACUCUUCCUGCUAAUGGAUAUGCUGAUGAUCAAAACAAGGUAACAAAUGGGUGUUUUACUGAAAAUCCAUUAGAUUACAGCAUUGAGGAGAUUAAGCAGCUGAUUAGCACUAAUAACAUCUGCAAUAAUCUCAAUUAUUUUGUGGAUGAGAUCAAGACAGAAGAACAAGUCUUGUACUACUGAUCAUCAUAAUUGAUAAAUGAUUCUGACUGAAUCAGAAGAAAUUCAAGAGUAAAGUCCUGUUCAUCGGUACGUGAAGAUUCACGCAAUUAGAAGGAUUUGUGGAUUUUUAUGUAAAAACACCUUAUUGAUUUGUACUUGGUCAAAGUUUCCUUUUUGCAUUUCUUUUUGGGGACUAGUACUGUUUAUAAAUAUAUGUAUUUUUUUUUUUAAUCUUUCUGAUUUAAUUAUUCAUAGUUAUGACGGAGUUUUAUCAUCCAA
Molecule: messenger RNA, 1464 nt
Organism: Olea europaea var. sylvestris
Lineage: Eukaryota; Viridiplantae; Streptophyta; Magnoliopsida; Lamiales; Oleaceae
Product: transcription factor RAX2
Exons: 3
Coding region: 247-1206 (319 amino acids)
Source: RefSeq, a predicted model, not a curated record